AAUCACCGUCAUUGAUUAGAAUUCUGCACUUUAUAUCGCUCGGUUUAUUAUCGGUAUCGCUUUAUUACCGGAUCGUGUUAUCGGACUCUGUGUGGAAUGUAACGGGUUUCUGCGAGUGAUCCGAUAAACCGUGUUUUAAUCUGACCGUCAGUCUGAUCCGUCUGUUAGCAUGAAGCUAAUCGGCUAACUGAGCUAGCACACCUUCAGCAGCAGCAGCGGUUUGUGAUUGGACGCUGAGAGAUCAUGGAUCUGAAUUUUUACUCGGAUCUGACGGAUGGGAGCGUACAGCCGGGAGACCCCGAGUUCCUGGACUCACAGGCCUUUAACGGCUUCGACAGCGUGCAGAAGUUUCCUGGAGGUGGUGAGAACUACCUGGCCAUCAGUGGAGAGGGCCACCCGUUCCUGUCCUCCUCCGAGGUACCUCUCCACUCCUCAUACUCGCUUCAGAUCCAGGAUUCAGAGACCUUCCACACUCCCAGUCUGGGCGAUGAGGAGUUCGAGAUCCCGCCCAUCUCUCUGGACCCCGACUCCGCCCUCAGCGUCUCGGACGUGGUGUCUCACUUCGGCGAGCUGGGAGACGGAGGCCCCGCCCCUGUCGUCCCCGGCAACGCGGUGGUGCAGGGCGACGACCCGUCGUUCGCCUCCACCUUCGUGACCCCGGGGUCGCAGGGUCUGGAUCACCUGAGUCUGAUGACGCAGCAGGGGGGAGGACCCAUGCUCACGUCCACGCUCGGAAUGGAUCUGGGCCACCCCAUUGGCUCCCAGUUCAGCAGCUCCUCCCCCAUGACCAUCGACGUCCCCCUGUCCGACAUGAAGCUCGGCCUGCUGGGACACAACCAGCUCACCACCAUCGACCAAUCGGAGCUGAGCGCGCAGCUCGGCCUGAGCCUGGGGGGCGGGGCCAUACUGACUCGGACCCACUCGCCCGACCAGCCGCUGUCGGCCGCCGGGUCUCCGCCCGAAUCGCUGCAGGACGACGACAUGGACGACUUCAGGAGGAAGAGCGUCCUGGUGGAGUCUCCUGUCUCUCUCUCCGUCUCUCCUGGAGUCAUCUCCCUGUCGCCCUCUCUCUCCGACCAGCCAUUGACCGCGGCCCCGCCCGUCGCCGCCGCCCGCAAAGGCGUGGCCGCCGGAGGGGGCGGGCCGAAGAAAGGCAAGAAGAAGAAGGACCCCAACGAGCCGCAGAAGCCGGUGUCGGCGUACGCGCUGUUCUUCCGCGAUACGCAGGCGGCCAUCAAGGGCCAGAACCCCAACGCCACGUUCGGGGAGGUGUCCAAAAUCGUGGCGUCCAUGUGGGACAGCCUGGGGGAAGAGCAGAAGCAGGUGUACAAGAGGAAAACUGAAGCGGCUAAGAAGGAAUACCUCAAAGCCCUGGCAGCUUACAGAGCCAAUCAGCUCUCUCAGCCCACCAUCGAGGUGCUGGACACGCCCCCCUCUCCUCCUGCCGCUCCCAUAGUAACCACCUUCGUUCCUGAGACUCCGCCCCCUCAGGCACCCCCACCUGCGCCCGUACCUGCACCCGUGCCCACGCCCAUGCGCGGCAACCGGGGCAUCCCUCAGCACGCCCCCGACAACAACACCAUCACCAACAUCUGCAUGUCCAACAUCAUCAUCGACCUGCCCCAGGUCACCACGCGCUCCCGCACGGGCGCGCACAAGCCCCCCGCGCCCCCCUCGGCCCCGCCCACCGCGCCCUCUCCCGCCCCGCCCAUCGUCACCAAGAUCAUCAUCCCAAAACCGGCUCCGCGCCAGCCCCCGCCCCUGCAGCAGAUGCAGAACACGCCGCCCCCGCCGCGCCUCCAGCAGAUGGUGCACUCCGUGGCCCCGCCCCCGCUGCUGGCUAAACCCCGCGGAGGGGGCGGGGCCAACCAGCUCACGGCUCCCGUCGCCACGCCUCCUCCCCCGCUGCAGAUCAAGAUAGUCCCCGCACCGGCGCGGGUGGACGUGGCCACGCCCAUCAUCGUGACGAGCCCGGUGGAGGCGCCCGCGUCGGCCACGCCCGCCACGGAGGUGGAUGUCUCUCGGCCCGCUGCUAUAGUAACGUCGGAGACGGAUGAGGGGGUAGGUACGGCGGCGCGGUGCCCCCGCGGUGUAGACAACGCCCAGGUGGUGGACGGGUUCAGCACUGUGUUUCAUUCCUCUGUGCUGCAGAUGGAGGUGGAGCUGAACAGCUCUCCGCUCACCGAGGUGGCGCCCCCUGCAGGACCGGUGGUGUGUGUGCGCGCCGGCUGUAACAAGCCACCGGUGGAGAGUGAAGACUGGGACCGGGAGUACUGCAGCAACGAGUGUGUAGCGACACACUGCAGGGACGUGUUCAUGGCCUGGUGUGUGAUCAGAGAACAGAACUCCACCACCGUCACCUAGAACCACAACACUGACCCAUACAGAGUGUGUGUGUGUGUGUGUGUGUGUGUGUGUGUGUGUGUGUGUGUGUGAGAGAGAGUGUGAGAGAGAGAGAGGUGUACAUAUAUAGUGGUGAGAACAUGAGAAGAACGCUGCCGCUCCUACAGAAUCAUCCUCACCGGUAACCGUAGUGAACAUGCAGGCCGUGCUGACGUACCUAACGGCAUGCGUGUGGUGACUGUACUCACACUGUGCAGCAGUUCCUCAAACAUGAGUUUUGGAUGAUGAUGAUGAUGAGUAUUAAUUGAUAUGAAUGAAGAUCAAUCAGAACAUUUCAGGUCAUUUUGUUAUUUUCUACGUCUGUACCUACAAAGACUGAUUAGACGGGGGGGGGGGGGAGGUCAGAUGUUUUUCCCCUGCGGCAGGUAGAUUUGCUCAGAAUUAUGAAUCUGAUCACUGGAACCUCUUGCUUUGGCCUGGAUGCUGCUCAUUGGUGGCUGCUGAGGAGAUCUGGACGGUUCCUGAGCAUGAGGAUCAUGGAGAUGAACCAUUCAUGACCAUAUAUGGCUAACAGGAUGUGGUCACCUGACCAUGAGCUUUGUUGGACAUGCCAUUCCAGAACCACAGGCGCCAGUAUGCAGCGCCUCCACUCUUCUGGGAAGGUAUGGAUGGAACCGACGUUCUGAUGUUAAUGCCAGGUUCAGGUGCCCGGGUUUGGUUUCUCUCUAGCUUUUUUCGGAGGUGGCACUGCCAUCUUCUGAACUGUUAGAAGCUCCUGUUGGCGUCAUCGCUGGUACUGUUAUUUAUUAUUAUCACUUUUAUAAGGUAACUUGAGGUCACCGUGGUCAUGCUCCAUGAUGUGAACGUCAAACCACCUCUUCUCAAGGUCCUUCCCCAGACUGUACUUGGAAGAGUGUCCACAUAUUUUUGGUAAAGGAUAGUCCAAGUCUGAGCACCUGGCAACCCUGAUAGUACAAAAAUAAUGUAUUUUUUUUACUUGUAGUACCGUCUUCCACCUCCAGACGUCUCCAGAUCCUCCCGUCUCAAACUCUCACACUGCAGCUUUAAACCAGGCGCGACGUUCCUCUAUAUUUCUGAUAACAGUGAUUAAAUGUGAUUAGUGCGGGACACUUAGUUUCUGAUGAUAUUAAAAAUCAUUUUAUUUUCUUUUUUUUUUGAGCUUUGUGUUUGUUGGUUUCCGUCUCCGCUCUGACAGAACGUGUUAAUAUUAGAACCCGACUGAUGAGAACAUCUGUAAUCAUCUGUACUUUCAUUUACUCUGAUUUAUUCUGAUCAUGGAUUAAAGAUCUCGGACCUCUGAUGAUGAUGAUGGAUGUUCUGAUCAGCGUCGUUACAGUGAUGAUGUGAAGGGUUCAGGAAUGAGCCUGUGGAUUUUUUUUAAAUAAACUGGACAUGAAAGAUC
Trichomycterus rosablanca is the source of this 3766-nucleotide messenger RNA. RefSeq names its product TOX high mobility group box family member 4 b (gene tox4b). NCBI's taxonomy places the organism in Eukaryota, Metazoa, Chordata, Actinopteri, Siluriformes, Trichomycteridae. The transcript has 9 exons. The coding region runs from base 244 to 2364 and encodes 706 amino acids. The record is from RefSeq and is a predicted model, not a curated record. Gene Ontology annotation, cellular component: nucleus. Gene Ontology annotation, molecular function: chromatin DNA binding. Gene Ontology annotation, biological process: regulation of transcription by RNA polymerase II.